This is a messenger RNA of Mangifera indica (mango), 1173 nucleotides long. Its product is annotated as F-box protein At2g26160-like. Lineage: Eukaryota; Viridiplantae; Streptophyta; Magnoliopsida; Sapindales; Anacardiaceae. Bases 94 to 1173 code for a protein of 359 amino acids. The transcript has a single exon. The record is from RefSeq and is a predicted model, not a curated record. Gene Ontology annotation, molecular function: protein binding.
CUUUUCUUGAUUCUCAAGUCAAUACUAUAUAUAUGUACCAUACAAAUAUUCCAUCAAGCUAUCCACAGCACUGAACUUCCUCUCCAUGUCAUAAUGUCUAAUUGGUCUGAACUUCCUCAAGAUCUUCUACUCAUUUUGCUUGAAAAAUUAGACAAUUUAUUCGAUUAUAUUCGCUUCUGCAGUGUCUGUUCGUCAUGGAGAUCAGUUGGUAAAACAGACAGCCACCGUAUUCGCCGCCAACCACCAUGUCUUCUCUUUUCAAGCGGCAAAUUUUUGCCCAUUACUCAACUUCAGAAUCCCCAUCCUCCAAAGUCACCAUUGCUUUCACUGCCUCAAAACACUGCAUGUCUAGGCUCUUACAGGGGCUGGCUGGCCAUUCUCAAUCGAGACGUGACUAUGCUGCAUUUGCAAAAUCCUGUCUCUGGCCAACAGAUUGCACUCCCUCCUCUCAAAGCUAUUAUAGAUAAUCAUAAAAGCAAUUAUCAGCAUAGAACUUCUGUCUGGCCGAUAAAGAAAGCUGUUUUAUCCUCAGAGCCCUCGUCUUCAAGCUGUUUUGUCGUGGUUAUAUGUUCAAUAAGUGACUUGUUCUAUUGCAAGCUUGGAGAUGCAACCUGGACUCGUUUACUAGUGCCAGGAUUUGCAGAAUCCAGGGGCUUUUCUGAUGUCACGUAUCACAUGGGACAACUUCUUGCUUUACAAAGUACCGGAACCAUCUUCACCACUGAUCUUAAUUCCUCUUGUCCAAGGCUGACCAAGUUAGACACAGUCGGAUACACAUGGAAUCAUGCUUACCUGGUUUCUUGUGGAGCUGAGCUCUUAGUAGUCUCCCAUCGUGAGGCCUGUAAUGGUGUUACCAAAUUUGAAGUUCAAAAACAAGAUUAUAUCACAACACAGUGGAGGGAUGUGAAAGAUUUAGGGGGAUAUGCUUUGUUCUUGGGAUAUAAUCGAUCUUUCGCCGUGUUAGCUACUGGUUUGAAGGGCAUUCAAGCAAAUCAUAUAUACUUUACCCUUGUUAAAAGCUACAAAAUAGACUGGCAAUAUCAGUGUUUACCAGCAGAGCAUGAGGUAGGCAUGUAUGACUUGGAACAGUCCAAAGUCAAGCCAAUUUGCCAAAACAACAUCAGUAUUGCUGCAGAAAACACAUCUGUUUGGUGGGUUCCCAAAAUACAAUAA